AUGGACAUAGACUUGCUUCUGUACCAGUUCCAGAGAAGAUGGUGGCCACUGUGCACACCUUUCUCACCUCAAGUAAACAUGUUCAACCUGAUGAGCAACUGCUGGACCUGGGUCUCCAAAAUACAGGAGCCAAUCAGGAAAAUGACUGUUCUUGUGGUUGGUCUUGACAAAGCAGGAAAAACAUCCUCCAUCAGAGGGAUGCUAAGAGUCCCCCAUGGCGUGGAAGCAGGACCCACCCAGGGCUGCAUCCGAAAUGAGCUGAGAGUGGAGAAUUACCUGGUCACCUUGCUGGAUGUGGGAGGAUCUGCGGAGUCGAGGGGAGCCUGGAGGGAGCUCUACGGAGAGGCCCAUGGGAUCAUCUUCGUGGUGGACUCCAGUGACAGACAGAGGAUCAAGGAGGUCAAGGAAGUUCUUGCUGACCUGUUGAAGCACCCAAGAGUGGCAGGAAAACCCAUAUUAGUGUUGGCUAACAAGCAGGACAAAAUGAACGCUCUGCUGGGAAGUGAGCUGAUUGAGAUUCUAUUACUGGAGAAGCUGGUCAACCAGAGCCGCUCUCUUUGCCAUAUUGAGCCUUGUUCAGCCUUAAUGGACCUGCGACGCUGGUCGGACAGGAAGACUCUACGAGGCCUUCGCUGGUUGCUGCGAGCUGUUUGUCUGGAUUACCCCGAGCUAUGUACUCGUGUAGCCCAGGACAGCAAGAGGCCUCUGGAACCAAGAGAGAGGGAAAAGAACUGGAAAACAGAGAAAGUUCGCAGAAAAAAAGGGGAAAGAAUGCGAUCCAGCAAGUCAGAUCUGCGUCAAGUUCAUCGGCCAAAAGACAAGGAGAAAAAGGCCAAGGGAGAAGGAAAGUUGCAACCCAUUCGAAACAUGUUGCAAAAGGAAACCACUCUUAAGAAGAACCUGAGGACAAGCAAGAAGAAGAAGACGCCGGUUAAGGUCAAGGAAGGGAAAAGGGAUCAAGAAGAAGCAAACAAUGAGGAGGAGGAAGAGGAGGGUGACGUUAAUGAAGGAGAGCAAGAAAACUCUGCUCACAGAGAGAAAGCCAGCAGUGCCCUGAUCCCCCCGAAAAAGGGCAAACCGAAACGCAAAAUAAAGGCGAAAGAAGAGACUCUGGAAACCCUAGAAUCACCUGACAACGAUGAGAAGGCGCUCAAAGCUAAAGGCGAAGAAAAGAGGAAGAAGAAGAAAGUUGUCACAGUCAAAAGAAAGAACAAGAUCAACACAGAGGAGAUGCCUGCAGCUUACUCUCAACCUGUGGACCUGUCUGCAACCUUUGAUCUUUACCGAAAAGCCAUACUGGCUCUGAAGGAACGUCAGGAUCAGGGACAGUGAGAGUGAGUCCUGGUUGUGUCCUGCGAUCUGAGUGUGAGGAUGUGGUCGGCAGCAGUAGUAGUACACGGUCACACUACAUCACUUCACAAACUCUCACUCCCCUUGUUUUCCUUUUUUUCUUUUGACUGCUGUGUCUUUAUCACUUUGUAUAGAUGAUCACUUCAAACCUGAUCCCUGAACCUUUGUGAAACUGCAAAUUCCAAAGUGUAGUG
Molecule: messenger RNA, 1544 nt
Organism: Morone saxatilis (striped sea-bass)
Lineage: Eukaryota; Metazoa; Chordata; Actinopteri; Moronidae
Gene: arl13a
Product: ADP-ribosylation factor-like 13A
Exons: 10
Coding region: 1-1332 (443 amino acids)
Biological process (GO): non-motile cilium assembly; receptor localization to non-motile cilium
Cellular component (GO): non-motile cilium; ciliary membrane
Molecular function (GO): GTP binding; GTPase activity
Source: RefSeq, a predicted model, not a curated record